Drosophila ficusphila is the source of this 6865-nucleotide messenger RNA. RefSeq names its product ephexin-1. Lineage: Eukaryota; Metazoa; Arthropoda; Insecta; Diptera; Drosophilidae. The record is from RefSeq and is a predicted model, not a curated record. Gene Ontology annotation, biological process: activation of GTPase activity. The coding region runs from base 532 to 6561 and encodes 2009 amino acids. Gene Ontology annotation, molecular function: guanyl-nucleotide exchange factor activity; protein binding. The transcript has 10 exons.
GGUCGAUGGAGACGUUUGGAGUUGCUGCGGUGCUCUCCAACUAUUUCUCGGCACUCCUCAGCGCGUGUUUUGUGUUUGAUUGUGUUUUCGGCUCGAACCGAACUUAUUAUGGUUUAAGAUAAUGUGCAAUAGGGCAUAUGCUAAAUCGGUGGCGACAGUGCAAUAGCUCAGAAACGAGUGCACCAAAUUGGCUAAUUUCUUGAGGCCAGAGUGAAAUGAAAGCUGGCAAAAGUGAAACGCCCACAAGAAAAUCUGCGUGGUGCUAGUGUGCUCUUGAAAGAAUCUAGCCAAACCACUUGGCAAAUUCCACAUACAUACAUACCAAAUCGGUAGAAGCGAAAUUUCACCAAGAACAGGCUCUAAGUCUCCGAUCGCCUGGCUAAAACUUCGAUUUCCGUUGGGAUUAGAUCGAGUGAACCCGAAUUUGAUGGCCGCGGGGCAACAGCAAACUCAUCUUGGCCGGCUGCUUCUUGGUUAGCCGAGAACGUGAUCGCUUUCUGGCCAAGAUCAGAGCAAGCCAAAGCCAACACGAUGGCGAUGUCACCUGUCUUGGAUGCGGCGGCCAAAGCCGCUGGCCGUGAUCUCAAUGGCAAUCCAUCAGCAAAGACAACAAAUGCAGCAGCAACAACGCCACGCAAAACAAAAAAGACAAUUAUCAACUGGCUGGUAAAUAGUGACAGUGAGAACAACAAUCGGCCGACGUGCGAUAAGGCCGGCAAAGAUAGUGCUAAUAAUCCCAAUCAAAAUCCGAAUAGCCAACCGAAUCCAAAUCAAAAUUGCACCUGCGAAUCGCGCGCGUUUCGCGACUUCCGUGGUGUGCAAACUCUGCGAUUGUUGUGGAGCAAGCGCAUCAAGAGUGCCAGCGAGGAUCACGGACACGCCCACCCCCACUCCCACCCAGUCACCCAUUCGAAUGCCUCCUCCACCUCGCUGGGAACUCUGAAAAAGUUAAACAAGAGCGUGAGUUGUUUGGUCAACGCGUUUAAUAACUCACGCGAUUCGCCCUCGCCGGAAAAGUCGCUAGCAAAACGCGCGGCCAGCUUGCAUAACCUGCAGGACUCCCACUCGAAGCACCAACAACAAUUGCAAUUGCAGCGGGAGAAGGACAACUUCUACAAGUACAAAAACGCCGAGCAGGCCAGAAUGCAGGCUAAGUUGAGAAGCAACGCCGAUGAGGCGAUUUUAAACGCCAGCGAAACGCGAGCGAAACGUGACGACAGCAGUUUACCUGCAGCCAAAUCGUAUAAUACAGAGCUCUUAUCAGCCGUAGAUAAGGUUGGAAAAUCAAAGGGGCAAAUCGAGGAGAAGGAGGAAGAGGUGGAGGCGGAGGAGGAGGAGCGAGUGGAACUGCGGGCCAAACGGGAGCGUAAUCGCCUUGAGGAAUUCAGUCUCAGCGCGGCGAGCGCCCAAAGUGGCGGCAGUUGCGAAUCGCUACAAACCACCACCUCAUCCAGCAGUACUCCCAACACAGUGACGUCAUCAACUGGUCGAUCGGGCGGACGUCGCAAGUAUAGCUUUAAAACGCACGCUGGCAAAUCCUAUCAUCAGCAUCAUCAGCCAACGAGGAGGAUAAGCAGCAUGGAUUCGCUGGGAAAUCCCAGUGGCGGCAUCAGUUUGGUGGCCAAGCUCACCCACCAGUUCAACGAGAUUAUCCAGAAGGAUGCGAGAUUAUUGGAACAGGUGAAGCGGAACAAUGGAGUGUGGCUCUCUAGGGGAACGCACGUCUACAAGAUCGUGGAGAAACCGACGGCGGAGGGAAAGAAUCCCGAGGAGAACCGCAUCUCCACCGUUCAGCGGAACAUCAAGAAGUUCGAGAAGCUGGAGAAGCCGAGUGUCCCACUGAAGAGCGAGCAGCUGAUGCGGAAGCACCUCGAACUGAUGCGGAGCAGCAAUCUUCCGCGGACUCCUCGAAGUAAAAGGAAUCUCAAGCUGCCGGCGGGAACUAUUCCUGAAUUGGCGAUGGUCAGCGAGGAACUGAAAACAAGUGCCGCCAAAGAGCAGACAAACUCAACUGAUUCACUGCCCAGCAAUCAUCAAAAGCUGAUUCAGAAUGAGCAAUCUAAUGACGAAAUGGAUUCCAUUUUGGGCGAAGAAGAGGAUCUGCGUCAGAAGCAGCGGAAGCACAAGUACGCCUCCAUUUACGAGAAGCUCAGAUUCACCUUCGCGAAAGGUAGAAAAUCAGCGAGUCCCUCGCCCACAAAAGGCAGAUCCAGAGAGGAAAUCACCAUAGAUGAGGAGAAUCUUAGGGAGAAUGUGCUGCCAGAGAAGGUUUCCAAGGAUAAAAUUAUCAAAGAGGAAGUUAUUAGUGUGGAAACACCCAGAAAAGAUAGUUUCAGGUUGGAUAUUCCCAAAGAGGUUAAGCCAAGUGCAAAUGAUUUGGAGGACUCCUCGCAUCCUUUGCUCAUUUCGCCCUGCCUGGAAGCCGACGCCAAAAUCCUGGAUGCCCUAGAGGCUCUCGAUCAAAAGCUCAAGGUUCUCAAUCCCCUAAACGAAAAUGCGGCGGAAAAUGGCGAGCGGGAACUCCUUUUGGCUGCCAACGAUGACUUCGAGCAGCGCAUCCUGCCAAACAGCUCGUUUGUCUACCAGGCAGCCAACAAGCAGAUCUCCAACAAUCAAAUCCUGCUCAACCAGGCGGUGAAUGUUACGUUGGUAAAUGCCAUCGAGGGUGAGCAGAUGAUCAUGGAGCAGAAGCAGCUGAUGAAGGUCCAGGAGGAGCAGGAAAAUAAACUCAAAGAUUUGGAUAAGGAGGAGCUAAAUCACAAGAAUGAGGAGCUCGCAGAACCCGAAUCCCUCUACGAACCCAUCACACCUGUCAACCAGGAAACCAAGACUGAAACCCAGACCUCCAGCCUCUUCAAGAUUUACGCCAAAAAGUCGGAGAUUGUGGAGGAUAUUUACCAAACGGUUGAGGAGGCAGCCACUCCCAAGGAAAAGCCGAACAACUGGCUGGAGGGUUACGAAUCGAUUGCAGGUUCCCAGGAGGCCAAUCCCUCGGCCUACGAUGGCUACGAGUCCUUCGCCUCGGAGGAAGUGGUCACCACACCCACAACUCCAUCGGGAACGGGAACUUUAGGCAGGAACACCCGCGAUGAGCUGCCGGAACUUCCGAAACCCAAGAGAGUGCUCAACAAAUCGCCGAUGCCACUGCGGCCAGCUCCUCCAAAGCCGGAGGCCAAGGAGUCGGAGGAGGAUGAGAACAUCUACGACACCAUCAAGGGAUGCUACGAGUCCAUGCAAAUCAAGGCCUCCACUUCCGGCGGAGGAGCCACCCUGACCACGGAUGCCAUUUCGCUGAGCUCCAACUGUUACGAGAGCAUCGCACACUUCCGGAAGGCGCGAAUGGCAACGAGUGGCCAGCAUCCCGGAUCCGCCGGCAGCUGCAUCCAGCUCUCGAGCAGCGGCUCCACCCUGACCAUCUCCUCGGACCACAAGACCAACAGUUUGUAUGAGUCCUCGCUGGCGGCCACUGGGUGCGUGGUGUACGGAAGUGCCAGCGUGGGAUGCAGAUCCUCCAUGGGCAGCAGUUCCGGGAGCAGGGACAGCGGGAAGCCCCACGACAAGCGAUCCUCGAUCGCGGGAUCCAGUGACAACAGCGACGCCUGGGUGGACAUCUCGGACGGGGAGCUGAACCAGGCGACGGCGGAGGCGGCCCCCAACGAGGCCCAGUUUAUUGUUGUACGGGAAAGGUUUAAGCCGCAUCGCACUCGAAGUCCGGAUUGGUCGAAGCGCAUUAGAGACAAAAGACUGCAACAAAAGAAGGCGAUAAGCUGCAUUGAAGAUGACUCAGACCACUAUUACGAGACGCUGUCGCCACUCGGAAACAAACGCCAUUCAACGCAGCUGGUGCGACACAGCCAGGAGUCGGGUCGCAACAGCGGAAUGCGCUCCUCGCACCGCCGCAGCAAGAACCACUCGGCAUCCGCCCACACGCUGGGCGAGCCCGUCAUCUCGGACGACUACGACUCCUUCGACACGGACAGCGACGAUCACGGCGAGGGGGAACCCAGCCAGCGACUAAGAAACCACAACGACAGCGGCGUGGACAUGCGCAACGAUCGCCUGCCGAAGCCUCCCCAAAAUCAGGUGUACGAGUUUGUGCGGAAAUUCCGUGACUUCAUCUCCAGCAAAAAGUCUCCCAAGGGCAGCCAGCAAAAGCUGUACGAGAAUGCCCCGCCAGCCACCCAGUUCUACGUGGAGAGUGCCAAGCGAACGGAGGAUGUGUACGAGAGCACGGAGUACGGACCGGAGAGGAGUCCGGCAACCAAGAGUCACCAGGAGCAGGCUCCUGUGUUGAGAGCCAAACAGAAGAAUGGGAAGAGCCUUCGCUCCCGUUUGCGCAAAAGUCUAGUCGGUUCCAGCUUCGAUACCAAACAGCUCUCCUCUUUGGCGGCCACGCGAAGCACCUUCUACGUGGAGGAUCCCGAGGGAUCGCUGCCACCCUUGCCAUUGGAACCCGAGAUCCACGGAUCCGGGGAACUGGACUCGGGCUUCUCCGAGAAGAACUGCACGCCAACGGCGGAGUCACAAAAGUUCUCGACUGUGGCUCGCAAGGCCAAAAAGGAGGCGAAGGCCAGUAGGCGCCGCACCACUAUUGGAUUGCGUCCCCAUGAACCGCCUCCGCCUCCUCCUCCAAUGACGGGCAGCAAAACGCCCACGGAUCCCGAACGGGAACAGGAAACCGGACAGACCACCUCCUGGUACGCCGAGUGCGGUGUCUUCAAGCAGGCCACCAAUGGAGCUGUUUCUCCCAGGGGCGAUGAACCCAUCACACCCACGCCGAGUGGUCAUGGCGGAGUUAGCUCCUGGUACGCCGAGUCGGGUCUCUACCAGACCAGUGGCGUCUCCGUGGCCAGUUCCAGCGGCAGCUCUGGUGUCUCCACGGGCAACGAGGCUGGCCUGGGCGACGAGAUGUCCUCGGAGCCGCACAGUCUGUUCUCCAACGAGCCACUCUAUCAGAUGUACAGCGCCGCCAAAUUGGAGUCGAUCACCCGCGACUUGGAGGCACAUGGCUCUUCGGAUGGCUACGAGGAGAUUGGCCAGCACGCCAAGGCGAAGACCGAACCUCUGGCCAAGACACGACCCACUGCCCUCCAGCUGGUGGAACCCAAGAAUGGACCAUCUCGAACCCUGUGGAGUGAAAUCCCAGAGGUCAUUCAAUCAUGCAUACUACCCACGCUGACGAGUCGGGAGCGCAGUCUGCAGGAGGCCAAGUUCGAGAUCAUCACCUCGGAGGCGAGCUACCUGAAGUCGCUGAACCUUUUGCGAAGGCACUUCAUGAACCACAGCGCCUUCGUGGACACAUCCGUGCUUAGUGCGAAGGACCGCAAGGCGCUCUUCUCGUACAUUGUGCCGGUGCACGAGUGCUCGGAGAAGCUGCUCACGGAGCUGGAGGCCUGCUGGCAGGACAACAUCAUGCUGCUGGGACUGAGUCGCUGCAUCUACGAGAUCGCCGAGCGGCACUUCCACGUCUACGUCUCCUUCUGCGAGCAUCAGGGCAGGAUGGAUAGGACGCUGCGUAGGUUGAAGGAGUCCAAGGAGUCGCUGGCCUUCCAGCAGCAUCUGGAGCGCCUGGAGGCGAGUCCCAGCUGCUGCGGCCUCAACCUGCACUCGUUCCUCAUGCUGCCCAUGCAGCGGAUCACCCGACUGCCGCUCCUCAUCGACGCGGUGUUCAGCAAGGAGUCGCCGCUGAAUCGCGAGGAGUACGAGAGCUGGAAGCUGACGCUCGCCCUCGUCCAGAAGAUCGUGGGCCAGUGCAACGAGGCGGCCAACCGGUGGGAGCAGGCCUUCGAGCUGGAGCGGAUCGCCCGCCAGCUGGAGUUCCCCUCCCACAUUCGAGCAUUGGCCAUUGCCCCGGUGGGCGUGCCGCGAGCGGGCUCCAAGCCGCGCUUCCUGGUCAAAAGAGGCGAACUGACGCACCUUGUGUGGCGCGGCGAAGAUGCCAAGCUGACCUUCGGCAAGCGACUGACCAAGGUCAGCAUCUACGCCUUCCUCUUCUCGGAUCUGCUGCUUCUGUGUAAGCGGCGAGGGGAAUCUCUGUUCACCGUCUUCGAUUACUGCCCCAGGAGCAUGCUGACCCUCUCCACCGGCGACUCGCUGCCCCAGCUGCCCACCAAGGACCUCAAAGAUCAGGCGGGGAAGAACCUCAUCCUGAUGACUCUCCUCGAGAACAGUGACCGAAAAACAGUCGAGCUGGUGCUGUCCUGCCCAUCGGUGUCCGAUCAGCAGCGCUGGCUGCAGGCGAUGCGACCGCCCGAGGCGGAGACUCCCGGCGAGAAGCUCUACGAAUCAUGGGACUGUCCUCAGGUGGUAGCGAAGCACAGCUACGAGUCCGACGAACCGGACGUCCUCCAACUGGAAUUGGGCGACGUCGUCAAUGUGUCGCGAAAGCUGCCCGACGGCUGGUACCAGGGCGAAAGGAUCCGGGAUGGAGCGGUCGGCUGGUUCCCCGGCAGCUACACCGAGGAGCUGAACUCGGCCCACGUCCGCGCCCGCAACCUGAAGCAGCGGCACCGCCUGCUCACCUUCACGGCCACCUACUUGGAGUCGCAGAAGGGCAAGUGACCCCGAAGUGGCCCCAUCUGGAGGUCGAGUUUCAUGCUGAGCACGCGAGCAACGCCAACUCCAUAGUCCGAAAGCAACUCUAAGUGAACUACCAUAAAUAGCCGUACACUGUAGGAAAUGUGAUAAUUAUUUAAAUCGAUGUUAGUGUCGAUUAAUGGGGAGUCUUAAAAUAAUUACUUUCCCUAUAAAUAAGCAAUAGCAAGUAGAUAUAUGUAUUUAUGUAUAACCAAUACCAAUUAUAAAUUACAUAAGCGAAUUAAACAAACAAAAUACAAAUAAAACAAUUACAAGAAUAAAACGAAAA